AUGUCAGCGGAGAUCCGGUCGUUUGUCGAAACCUGUGAUACCUGUGCCACCUUCGCUGACAAGCAGCCCCCAGAGACUCUGAACUUGCAUGAUGUGCCGGACCGUCCGUGGUCCAAGGUCGCAAGUGACCUGUUUUCCUUCAAAGGGAAAAACUAUCUCGUUACGGUUGAUUACUUUAGUUCAUUCUUCGAACUGGAUUACCUCCAUGAUAUCACGGCAGACACCGUCAUUGCGAAGAUGAAAAUGCAUUUUGCUAGGCAUGGCAUUCCAGACAUUCUAGUCUCGGACCGCGGAACCCAGUUCACGUCUGAUCAGUUCAGGCGAUUCAGCACCAACUGGUCGUUCACACACGAGUUCAUUAGCCCGGGUAACUCAAAGGCUAAUGGUGCUGUAGAGGCCGCCGUGAAGGUGGCUCAGAAACUGUUGACAAAAUCCAAAGCAGCCAAGGAGGCUACUCAACAUCAGGAACACCCCAACGGAAGGCCUACAGUCUAG
Lineus longissimus is the source of this 495-nucleotide messenger RNA. RefSeq lists its product as uncharacterized. The coding region runs from base 1 to 495 and encodes 164 amino acids. Gene Ontology annotation, biological process: DNA integration. The record is from RefSeq and is a predicted model, not a curated record. Lineage: Eukaryota; Metazoa; Nemertea; Pilidiophora; Heteronemertea; Lineidae. The transcript has a single exon. Gene Ontology annotation, molecular function: nucleic acid binding.